CCGAUCAGCCGCAGAUCUUUGCCCUGCUCUUGCGCUGGAAACCUAUGACAUAGAGAUGGGCUCACGGGGCCCGUGGGCUUGAGAUCAGUCUAUGCAUGUAUUGUAAAGAUUCACGAUCUGCAUCAUUCAGCAUCUGCACGUCCACCCACUGAUUCACAUCUCACCGCGGAACACCAUUAAGAGGAACAGAACACCACCAUACAGCAUGUUCCUACUCUGAGUUAACCAUUUUAAUGUUUAGAACCCGUAUUUUGUGCGACUCUUUCACGUUGGUCAUUGAGAUGCGAUGCGCUCUUCAUUGAGGAGCUGCGGACUGGCGUGAGCGCGUUAUUAUUAAUCAGCUUUCAUAAGGCGCGCGAGCUGGGCGCUUGUGUUAGACAGGUGUUUCGUUUGUGUUUCGACCACCUGCUCUGGUGCCAUGAUGUUAGGGCAGUCUCCACACCUUAUCGGGGGAAUCCUCUGGAUUCAAAACCCAAUGCGAGCUGUUCACUGCAAUCUGACCCAGAAUGGGAUUGACCAUCAGGUGUGUGCAGAGGAUGUGACCUCACACCUGGAGGAAGUGUCUGUUGAUCAUGGACUGGAUGAUGACAGCCAAGGCUUUCAGGACCAGAGUCCUGGUUUCCAGCGACGAUCUCCACCUCAGCGCUCCGUCUCAGAAUCUGAGCUCUCCAGGCCGGGAACUGUGAAGCUGUCCAAACCAGUGGCGCUGUGGAGCCAGCAGGACGUGUGUAAAUGGCUGAAGAAACACUGUCCCAAUCAACACCAAGUCUACAGUGACUCCUUCAAGCAGCACGACAUCACAGGUCGAGCUCUGAUGAGGCUCACUGACAGGAAGUUGGAGCGUAUGGGCAUCAUGCAGGAGAGUCAGAGACAGUACAUACUACAGCAGGUCCUCCAGCUCCGUGUCAGAGAAGAGGUCCGUACUCUGCAGCUGCUCACGCAAGCCUCUCUGGAGAGUUCACCGUAACUUGAGCAUUCCUGGAGAUCCUCUGUUCCUUGUCCAUCUUCUCAGACGUCCACAGCACACACCAGACUCUGCAGUCUUCCUCCAGUCCAGUUCUCUUAAAACUCUCCUAAAGCAGAUCUAGACCCUCCCUCUGACAGUCCUAAAAAUGGAUCCAACUGAUCUUCAGUAGCUCUUUACAGCAUAUCAGAUCCAAACUCGAAGAAUCGCCUGGACUACUGAUGUUCUCUUUUGGACAUUGUGAAAGACCUGCUGCUGAAUUAUCUUGUUUGUUGUAUGUAAUCCUUUCUUCCUGGCAGUGCUCAGCACACAGCCUGUUAGCAAAUCAGACUAGCAUGAUGUUCUAUGACAUGCCCUGGACUUCCUGGAACAGUACGGAAGAACAGUAUCUAUCUAUCUGUCUCUCUAGAUAGCUGUCUGGCUAACUAGCUAUCUAUAUAGG
Sinocyclocheilus anshuiensis is the source of this 1406-nucleotide messenger RNA. RefSeq names its product sterile alpha motif domain-containing protein 12. Lineage: Eukaryota; Metazoa; Chordata; Actinopteri; Cypriniformes; Cyprinidae. Gene Ontology annotation, cellular component: cytoplasmic side of plasma membrane. Gene Ontology annotation, biological process: cell surface receptor protein tyrosine kinase signaling pathway. Bases 419 to 967 code for a protein of 182 amino acids. Gene Ontology annotation, molecular function: protein binding. The transcript is spliced from 5 exons. The record is from RefSeq and is a predicted model, not a curated record.